Miscanthus lutarioriparius is the source of this 552-nucleotide messenger RNA. NCBI's taxonomy places the organism in Eukaryota, Viridiplantae, Streptophyta, Magnoliopsida, Poales, Poaceae. The record is from the annotation of a GenBank genome assembly.
AUGGGCGACGACGGCGCGAAGGCGGCGGCGACGGGCAUCAAGCAGAUCGUGCGUCUGCGAGAGCUGCUGCACAAGUGGCACUUCAUGGCGCUGGGUGCGAAGCAGCAGCGGGAGGAGGACGAGGACGCCGGCGGCGUGCCCGAGGAGGCGGUGGCGUCGGCGAUCCGGCCGUUCGUGAUGCGGCGGCUGCGGCGCACGGAGACGGCGGACUCGGUGUUGUUGUCGGACGAUGAGAGCUGCCACAGCCCGGAGCCGCCGCCGGACGUCCCCCGGGGGUACUGCCCCGUGUACGUCGGGCCCGAGCAGCGGCGUUUCGUGAUCCCGACCAGCUACCUGGCGCACCCGGUGUUCCGGCUCCUGCUGGAGAAGGCCGAGGAGGAGUUCGGGUUCCGGCACCAAGGCGCGCUCGCCAUCCCCUGCGAGACCGAGGCCUUCAAGUACAUCCUCCAGUGCGUCGAGCGCCACGACAAGGGCCUCGCCGCCGCCGGCGACGAAGCGGCGAACCACCCGACCAUGGUGCUGGAGCAAGAGCCAGCGAUGCAUCACGCUUAA